Ahaetulla prasina is the source of this 991-nucleotide messenger RNA. RefSeq names its product protein-tyrosine sulfotransferase 1-like. Gene Ontology annotation, molecular function: protein-tyrosine sulfotransferase activity. Gene Ontology annotation, cellular component: Golgi apparatus. NCBI's taxonomy places the organism in Eukaryota, Metazoa, Chordata, Lepidosauria, Squamata, Colubridae. The transcript has a single exon. Gene Ontology annotation, biological process: peptidyl-tyrosine sulfation. Bases 129 to 977 code for a protein of 282 amino acids. The record is from RefSeq and is a predicted model, not a curated record.
CUUUAUUUGUUCCUCUGUUCCAGCAAGUCUUAAUCACUUGGGACCACAUUCUCCAUGGCAUGAAACGCGGGCAAUGACUUGGGCCAGCCAGCCACAUCUAACCGCAUGAAGUGGCUUCUCUACAAAAGAUGGUAGCGAAACUCAAGCAGAACCUCUUGCUGGUCUGUCUGGUGAUUAGUUCAGUGACUGUCUUCUACUUGGGGCAACAUGCUAUGGAAUGCCAUCACCAAAUAGAGGAGCGAAGCCAACUGACCCGACUGGAGCCAGCCAAAGCAACCACAAGAACCAGCCAGAGCCCGAAGGAAAAUGCCACGCUGGCUUAUAACAAAGACAUGCCUUUAAUAUUUAUUGGGGGUGUACCCCGGAGUGGCACCACCUUGAUGCGGGCGAUGCUAGAUGCUCACCCGGACAUCCGCUGUGGAGAAGAGACACGGGUCAUUCCUCGGAUUUUGGCUGUCAAGCAGAUGUGGGCCCGAUCAAGCAAAGAGAAAAUGCGGCUCAAUGAAGCUGGUGUCACAGACGAGGUGUUGGACUCGGCCAUGCAGGCCUUCCUCUUGGAAAUUAUCGUGAAGCACGGGGAGCCAGCGCCUUACCUGUGCAACAAGGACCCCUUUGCCCUCAAGUCUUUAACUUACCUUGCCAGGAUUUUCCCCAAUGCCAAGUUUAUUUUAAUGGUCAGAGAUGGCCGAGCCUCCGUUCAUUCUAUGAUCUCCAGGAAGGUCACCAUUGCUGGCUUUGAUCUGAGUAGCUACAGGGAUUGCCUGACCAAAUGGAAUCGUGCCAUUGAGAUCAUGUAUAACCAGUGCUUGGAGGCUGGCCUUGACCGUUGCAUGAUGAUGUAUUAUGAGCAGCUGGUCUUGCACCCCGAGCAGUGGCUCAGGACGCUCCUAAAGUUCCUCCACAUCCCGUGGAAUCCUGCAGUUUUGCAUCACGAAGAAAUGAUUGGGAAAGCUGGGGGAGUGUCCCUAUCAAAGUGAGUCUGCUUCUUCCU